Molecule: messenger RNA, 897 nt
Organism: Alligator sinensis (Chinese alligator)
Lineage: Eukaryota; Metazoa; Chordata; Crocodylia; Alligatoridae
Gene: CLDN16
Product: claudin 16
Exons: 5
Coding region: 56-769 (237 amino acids)
Biological process (GO): bicellular tight junction assembly; cell adhesion
Cellular component (GO): plasma membrane; bicellular tight junction
Molecular function (GO): structural molecule activity
Source: RefSeq, a predicted model, not a curated record
GCUGGGAAGUGUCAGCUUUCGGCCCCCCCAAAAGCAGCACGGAGCAGUUACGGGGAUGAGGUUUUUCCUUCAAUAUGUCGCCUACUUCCUUGCCUUCUUCUCCGCUGGGUUUCUCAUCACGGCGACCUGGACAGACUGCUGGAUGGUGAACGCCGACGACUCGCUGGAGGUGAGUACAAAGUGCCAGGGCCUGUGGUGGGAAUGCGGCACAAACGUCUUCGACGGGAUUCAAACCUGCGAUGAGUACGACUCUAUACUGGCCGAGCACCCCGUGAAGCUGGUGCUGACCCGAGCCAUGAUGAUCACAGCCGACAUCCUGGCAGGAUUCGGAUUCACCUUCCUGCUGCUGGGUCUCGACUGCGUCAAGUUCCUCACCGACGAGCCCAACAUCAAGCUCCGCAUCUGCCUGGUGUCGGGGGUUACGCUGCUCACGGCAGGCAUCCCAGGCCUCAUUGGCUCGGUGUGGUACGCUAUUGGUGUGUAUGUGGAGCGCUCCUCUCUGGUCUUGCACAAUGUGUUUCUUGGCAUCCAGUAUAAAUUUGGCUGGUCCUGCUGGCUUGGAAUGGCUGGGUCGCUGGGAUGCUUCAUGUCUGGGGCCAUGCUCACCUGCUGCGUGUAUCUCUUCAGAGAUGUUGGGUCUGGGAGGUUUCACUCUUCUCGCUCCCUGAGGAAGAUGUACUCCCCAGCUGGCACCAUUGUGGCAAACACGUACCGUCCGUCUUCUCGGACAGCCACUGCCCAAGUGUACGCGGUGGACACCAGAGUGUGAGGAGCAGAAGAGGGUGAGAUAAAGUGCUCUGCUCUCAGCUUUCUCUGUACACGCAGAGCCCUGGACUCUAGCGGUUGCCAGACAGAUGCUCAGUUCCCACUUAAAGAGAUGUGGCAGAAAGAAAAAUA